Molecule: messenger RNA, 704 nt
Organism: Sitophilus oryzae (rice weevil)
Lineage: Eukaryota; Metazoa; Arthropoda; Insecta; Coleoptera; Curculionidae
Product: histone acetyltransferase gcn5-like
Exons: 3
Coding region: 45-389 (114 amino acids)
Biological process (GO): chromatin remodeling
Molecular function (GO): protein binding
Source: RefSeq, a predicted model, not a curated record
UUCCUCUUCAUAACGCGGCGUUGCAAGAGUUACUGAGUGACGUCAUGAAGCACGAAGACGCAUGGCCGUUCAUCAGACCGGUUCAACAAAAAGAGGUACCUGAUUAUUAUGAAGUCAUUUCAAACCCUAUGGAUUUCGGUACGAUAAAAUACAAAUUAAACGUUGGAGAUUACAGUACAGAUAGUCAGGUGUUAAAAGAUGUGGUUCUCGUAUUUGAAAAUUGUAGUACCUAUAAUUCCAGUGAUGCUGAUGUUUACAAGUGCGGUAUGCGAUUGCUAAAGUAUCUCGCCAAACGAGCCAAACAAAUUGGACUGAAGGUACCACCAGAAUUGGAAGAGGAAGAAGAUGAAGAUCUGGAACCCAAACCAAAAAAGAAGCGAACAAAAUAGUAUUACAGUAGUUUCUUCCGCGGUUAACUUUAUACGAAACGUUUAUUUUUAUAGAGCUCGUCGGCAGUCGUGAAAAAGACAAAAAAUCAACGCACCUAGAUUUAACUAUUAAGUUUAUUCUGUUUCACUUAGGAUACGCAUGUAAGACGUGUAUUUUUGUAAAAAUGCAUCGUUUUAGUUGUAAAUAUAUAUGUUGUUUGUAAAAUCUCCUCUUUAAGUAUUUAUCUGUUAAGGAUAUUAAGUUUGUUUUAUAAUUAUUACAAAUGGAAAUAUGAGUACUUCACUUAAGGUUAAUAAACUUCAUAUUUAUAACAA